Messenger RNA from Fulvia fulva, 1611 nucleotides. RefSeq lists its product as uncharacterized. Lineage: Eukaryota; Fungi; Ascomycota; Dothideomycetes; Mycosphaerellales; Mycosphaerellaceae. Bases 1 to 1611 code for a protein of 536 amino acids. The record is from RefSeq and is a predicted model, not a curated record. The transcript is spliced from 2 exons.
AUGAACGAGCUCUGCGAGCAGCUGCACAAGAUGGAACCGCCGACAACACCACCGCGCCGAACACCGCGUCUCAAUCGCGCUCGGACACCACCAUCGCCACGGCACGGUGCGCUUUUCGAUGACUACGAGCCAUACUCGCCACGCCGCUCGACUCGAAGCACAUUGACCAGCAACCCAUACAGCAGCGUGAACAAGACUGCUGGCGGUGACAGCCUUGCAGGGAUCCACGAGACUCCUGCCAAGAAGCCGCGCUUUGCGAUCGAGAAUCUGCUCUCGCCACCGUCAUCACCCGCAUCUGCACCACGCAACAAGCUGAACUUUAAUGCAACCCCGCGACGUGCCGACAAUACAACUCACGACAAUACAAACAAGAAACAUCACCUGGACCCAUCUUCCUCAUCUCGCGGAAUCUCUGGCAUGCUACCCACGCCAUCAAAGACACCGACGAUGACUCCCGCCCGUAAGCACCAGCGCGCAUCGAGCAUGCAAGACACUGCGCGCGUCCUGCGCUUCCAGCCUGACGAUCCCAACGAUGUGAUGCCGACUCGCAAGGACAAGCGCAAGCAGAAGCCAGCCCGUAAUGUCGCCGCGCAAGACUUUGGACUCGAUGGCGACGACUUCAGCGAGACUGCCAGCCAGCGCAGUGGCAGCUUCCAGAUUUACGCCGAGGCGCAUGCCAGAGUGCCACAGCUGGACACUUCGGCAGAGAAUGUAUUCUAUCGACCACGCGCCAACACCAUCCCAGCAACCAGAAGCUCGCCGUGUAGGACGAGAAAGACUCAAGCGCAGAUCCUAGAAGACCAGCGCAUGGAGGAGGCUGUUGAGAGAGAGGAGGGCAUGGUCUUUAUGUUCCGUGGCAAGAAAGUCUUUCGCAAGUUCCAAGACUCUGAGACAGGAGACGUCAACCUUGAACAUUCUGACCGCCAGCGAGCGCUCAAGCGCUCUGUAGGCACCGCGGCUGAGCGACCCAUCACCCGCAGCAACAUACAGCCACGGCUUCUGUUCGGCACCUUCGAUUCUGGCUACGCCGGCACCGACGAUGUGGACGAAGAGGCCGAGACCGACCUCGACGUGUCCGAUGCACCUGUCAUCGAAGAGGUCCAGCCUGUGAGUGUGCCGAUCAAGGUCGCAUCCACCCCUGCCAGAUCCAAGCCAGGUCCACAACGCAUCAUGACACCACCGACCACUGCUCGCACCACAAGAAAGCGCGAUGCGGAGGAGGCCCUCGACAAUCAAGCUACUCCCGAGCCUACACCAGCCCGCACGAACAAGAAGAAGAAGGUCGCCAUCGAUGCGGUACCGAUCUUUAGGGACUGCACUCCGGAGCCUGUCUUGGCGAGUGAGCCUGAAGCUGCUGCUGUACCACUAACACCUCAACGCAGCACCCGCAAGAAGCCCGCCGAGAGAAACCUCACACCCAUCAUCGAGGAUGAGCUCGACGCCGCACCUGUCAGCAGCCAAGAGUCAUCCACUUCUGCGACCCGGCGCAAGCCUCGCAGCCCAUUCGACGACUGGCCACGCACCAAGAGUGCUCACAAGCGGGAGGCUGAUCCAUUGGAGAGCUCAGGCUCGAAGCGGACCCGUGGCGCUGCAAUCGCAGCGACUCCUUGA